This is a messenger RNA of Dissoconium aciculare CBS 342.82, 1124 nucleotides long. RefSeq names its product ribosomal protein S6e. Gene Ontology annotation, biological process: translation. The record is from RefSeq and is a predicted model, not a curated record. Gene Ontology annotation, cellular component: ribosome. The transcript is spliced from 3 exons. The coding region runs from base 1 to 720 and encodes 239 amino acids. Lineage: Eukaryota; Fungi; Ascomycota; Dothideomycetes; Mycosphaerellales; Dissoconiaceae. Gene Ontology annotation, molecular function: structural constituent of ribosome.
AUGAAGCUCAACAUUUCGUUCCCGGCCAAUGGCUCGCAAAAGCUGAUCGAGGUCGAAGAUGAGCGCAAGCUCCGUAUCUUCAUGGACCGUCGCAUGGGUCAGGAAGUUCCUGGCGACAGCGUCGGCGACGAGUUCAAAGGCUACAUCUUCCGCAUCACUGGUGGCAACGACAAGCAGGGUUUCCCAAUGAAGCAGGGUGUUAUGCACCCAACCCGUGUCCGCCUUCUUCUCGCCGACGGUCACAGCUGCUACCGCGCCCGCCGAACUGGUGAGAGAAAGAGGAAGUCAGUUCGUGGAUGCAUCGUCGCCAUGGACUUGUCGGUGCUUGCUCUCUCGAUCGUAAAGCAGGGAGAUGCGGACAUUCCGGGUCUGACGGAUACCGUCCACCCCAAGCGCUUGGGUCCCAAGCGUGCGACCAAGAUUCGUCGCUUCUUCGGUCUCAGCAAGGAAGACGAUGUUCGUAAAUUCGUCAUUCGUCGUGAGGUCCAGCCCAAGAAGGAGGGUGCGAAGCCAUACACCAAGGCUCCUCGCAUCCAGCGCCUCGUUACUCCCCAGCGUCUCCAGCACAAGCGCCACCGUCUCGCGCUCAAGCGUCGCCGAACAGAGGCCAGCAAGGACGCCGCCAACGAAUACGCCCAGAUCCUUCACAAGCGCGUCAACGACGAGAAGGCCAAGCAGGCCGAGAUCCGCAAGCGUCGUGCUUCCAGCAUGCACAAAUAGAUUAUCAUGUGUGUUCUUUGAUGAUUUCUCCAAAUGGAAGCAAGGCUGUAGAAUUGUGGUUACGAUUCCAGCUGCUUAUUUUCGGGGUUGCAUCGGGCGUUAGAGGUUGGCGUUCCAUCACGUAGCAUUGAGCCAUGAAAGCUUUUUCAACCUUUUCUUCGAUGAUGGUCCAGUCUCCAACAACGGUAUUCUUUGCUUCUUUGUCGAGGCAGGUUUUCAUACAUGAUUAAUCACACAAUGACAUCGCAACGAGUCUCCUAUGUUGCCAGGACAUAUCGUUCGCCGUUAGAGCAGUACAUAUCGACAAGACUUCUAUCUACAGAGCCUCUCGCUUCUAUGCCAUUGACGACACUUCGAGGCGGCACUCAGUAUCCUAGAUCUCUGAGAAUAAAAAUGCCGGAGGC